This is a messenger RNA of Vicia faba (fava bean), 1158 nucleotides long. The record is from the annotation of a GenBank genome assembly. NCBI's taxonomy places the organism in Eukaryota, Viridiplantae, Streptophyta, Magnoliopsida, Fabales, Fabaceae.
AUGGAGAAUCAAAAUGCUAUUGAUAAGGUUAACAAUGGUUCAUUACUUCGUAAGAUGAAACCUUACCUUGCUAUAUUGUCUCUUCAAUUUGGUUACUCAGGGAUGUACAUCAUUACUAUGGUUUCUUUCAAACAUGGUAUGAGUCAUUGGAUUCUCUCAGUGUAUCGCCAUGUUGUGGCUGCGAUUAUAAUCAUUCCUUUCGCGCUUGUUCUCGAAAGGAAAAUAAGGCCAAAGAUGACUCUUCCUAUCUUCUUGAGGAUAGUGGCACUUGGUUUCCUUGAGCCUGUACUGGAUCAAAACUUGUACAACAUGGGAAUGAAGAUGACUUCAACAACGUUUGCAUCUGCAGUUGUUAAUGUCCUUCCAGCUCUAACUUUUAUAAUGGCACUCACUUUCAGGUUAGAGUCGGUAAAUUGGAGAAAAUUCCAUAGCGUAGCCAAAGUAAUUGGAACGGUUAUAACCGUUUCAGGAGCUAUGGUUAUGACUUUGUACAAAGGACCUGCCUUUCAGAUCUUAAAAGGAGGAGGAAUCCACCACAACAGCGAUGCUGCUGCUGAUGAACCCUUCAAACAAAAUUGGGUGAUGGGUCCAUUAAUGCUCAUAGCAAGUUGUGCUAGUUGGGCUGGAUUCUUUAUUUUGCAAUCAUUCACUUUGAAGAAAUACCCAGCAGAGCUAUCACUCACAGCAUGGAUUUGUAUAGUGGGAAUUAUUGAGGGUUCAAUUGCAUCACUUAUAUUUGAAAGGGACAUGAGUGUGUGGGUCAUAGGUUGGGACUCAAGGCUUCUUGCUUGUGUUUAUACUGGUGUAAUAUGCUCUGCAAUGGCAUAUUAUGUACAAGGAGUUGUAACAAGAGAACGUGGACCAGUUUUUGUAACUUCUUUCAGUCCAUUAUGCAUGAUUAUCACUGCUGCAUUGGGUUCACUUGUCUUAGCAGAACAAGUUCAUCUUGGAAGUAUAUUUGGAGCUAUACUCAUUGUUGCUGGACUUUACACUGUGGUGUGGGGGAAAAGCAAAGAUCCUCGUGAAGGCACAAAAGAAAUCCAAGACUUGCCAAUUAAGGAUGGUACAAAAUCAGAGACAGACAUUUUUGAUGGAAUUGAGGUUAAUGUUGCAGAUGAAAAGUUGAAAAAAGGAGCAACAAAAAAUGUUCUAACAUAA